AUGCGUCAGAAACUCCAGGCUUUGAUUGAUGAACGCAAGAAAAAGCAGGGCUCGUCGACUCCUAGGAAGCACUUUCGUUUCAAGACUGCUCCGGCCAUGGACUGGCAGGAAGAGUCUCCGAUGGCCAUCGUGACCUCGGCAGCGGAAGGAGCACACGACUCCGCCGCCACCAACGAGACAAACACUGACUCAGAGAUGACGGACAGUUCGACUGAAACUGCGCUCUCUUGCAGCAAAGAUACCGGUGACCUCGAGGCACAGACGAAGAUUCAGACAUGUCUGGCUGAUCCAUGGAUACAAACAACGACAUGGCAGGACAGCUCUAGUAUCUGCAAAAAGAUGGUUCGUUCAAUCUGCAUGUGUACUCUAGAAAUAGCGGACAAUUCUUUAACCUGCAUGUUUUUCUCAUUUUCCUCGUUCUGCAUCCCUGAUAAAGAAUGGUAA
This is a messenger RNA of Akanthomyces muscarius, 444 nucleotides long. RefSeq lists its product as uncharacterized. The transcript is spliced from 3 exons. The record is from RefSeq and is a predicted model, not a curated record. NCBI's taxonomy places the organism in Eukaryota, Fungi, Ascomycota, Sordariomycetes, Hypocreales, Cordycipitaceae. Bases 1 to 444 code for a protein of 147 amino acids.